AGCUGGCAAGAAAGACAUUAUUUGGACCACCUUCAGCAAAACCACCCAAAAUCCGCUUGGUUCAUGGAAGAAGAAGAGGUACGAGAGCUUGUGCAUGGGAAAGAAAAUUCAGUAGAAGCCAAGUUGGAGCUCACUGUGGAUGAGGUGGUAGAAGGGUAUGUGGGAUCCUUUGGGUUCUCCCAGCUGCUGCACGUGCUCUUGGUGUCAUUUGCAUGGAUAUUUGAUUCCCAGAACACUUUAAUCACCAUCUUUAGUGAUGCCCAACCAGCUGCUUGGAGAUGCAAACCCUCCUUUGACAACAGUACCAUGCAUCAAUGUUCAUCGUCUUUCUGCAUGAUGACUGCUACAGCUAGCAACAAAAGGCAAACUGGUCCUGUCUCUGGAUUAGCUGCGGGCACAUGGGAGUGGAUUGGAGGAAAUACAACAUCCACAAUUGCUGAGUGGGGUCUUGUAUGCGACCGCAAGUUUCUUGCUGCUCUUCCCGCUUCCCUCUUCUUCGUCGGUUCGAUAUUGGGAUGUGCUUUCUAUGGCCGCCUUGCUGACGCAUGCUUCGGCAGAAAGAAAACAUUGCUGCUAGCAUGCAUCUUAACCUUCACAACCACUUUCAUCACCUCUUCACCAAAUGUUUGGAUAUAUGCACUUCUCCGUUUUGCAAAUGGUUUUGCUCGCUCUGGAAUUGGGAUAUGCUGUCUUGUUCUCUGAACAGAAGCUGUUGGCCGUAAAUGGCGUGGCCAAGUUGGCCAAUAUGGCUUCUUUUUCUUCACAGCGGGUUUUCUGUCUCUUUCAUUCAUUGCCCAUCCUACCAGAACCUGUUGGAGGAAUUCAUACAAGAUCAUAUCCCUUCUUCCUCUAAUCUACACCUUUGUAUUAGUCUCUUUUGUAUCAGAGUCACCCCGCUGGCUCCUUGUUUGAGGGAAAAACGAAGAAGCACUCGACGUAUUAGAAAAGUUUGCAAGACUUAACGAGAAGAAAUUACUUGACAAUUUACAACUUAUAAUUCCUCGAAACCCAUCUAUUCCAUCUAAAGCAACAAUGGCCAGUGAAGGUGAAAGAGAUGUAACAACUAAUGAUAAAAAUGAGAAUCUAUGGACCGUGAAAUGGGCUGCAAAGAGGAUGAUUAUGAUUAUGAUACCUGGUUUUGGAGUUGAAUUUUUUUAUUAUAGGAUCCAGCUAAAUGUCGAAAACCUCAACUUUAAUUUGUACUUCACCGUUGUACUUAAUGCACUGAUGGAGAUUCCUACUGUUUUUGUUGGUUGCGUGCUAUAGCUUCAUAACCAAUGUCUGUUUUUCUCACUGUCUGCAUUUUUUGUUGGAGUUUCGAGCAUUUUUUGCAUCAAUUUUUCAGCCAACACCAGGGGCAAAGCAAAGGCUGAUGGAUCCGAUGGGUGUUGGCCUCAAUUGACAAUUAAAGCAAUUGGUUUCAUGGUUGCUUCUGUUGUGUUUGAUGUCUUGUAUAUUUACUGCGUUAAGCUUUUCCCCACUAACGUCAGAAACUUUACAGUGUCACUAUUGCACCGAGCCUUGAUGUUAGGGGCUUCCUUAGCUCCUUUAUUGGUCAUUGUUGGUCGCUCGAGCCCAUCUCUUUCCUUUCUUGUAUUCAAGGCGUUUUCCAUCCUUAACGGAAUUCUAAGUUUAUAGCUUCCUGAGACUAGGAAUUCUCCUCUUUAUGAGACCCUAGAGCAGCAAGAAAAGGAAUAG
This is a messenger RNA of Theobroma cacao (cacao), 1698 nucleotides long. It is a transcript of the gene OCT1, whose product is annotated as organic cation/carnitine transporter1. Lineage: Eukaryota; Viridiplantae; Streptophyta; Magnoliopsida; Malvales; Malvaceae. The record is from RefSeq and is a predicted model, not a curated record. Gene Ontology annotation, cellular component: membrane. Gene Ontology annotation, biological process: transmembrane transport. Gene Ontology annotation, molecular function: transmembrane transporter activity.